This is a messenger RNA of Oryza brachyantha (malo sina), 1084 nucleotides long. Its product is annotated as 29 kDa ribonucleoprotein A, chloroplastic-like. Gene Ontology annotation, molecular function: mRNA binding. The coding region runs from base 53 to 859 and encodes 268 amino acids. Gene Ontology annotation, cellular component: cytosol. The record is from RefSeq and is a predicted model, not a curated record. Lineage: Eukaryota; Viridiplantae; Streptophyta; Magnoliopsida; Poales; Poaceae. The transcript is spliced from 4 exons.
CCUUAUCGUCUCCCCGAGCCUCAUCUCCGCGACCCACCACCUCCGCGGCGCCAUGGCGGCCACCCUCUUCUCCACCUCGCUCUCCCGCACCUUCCUCCCCGUCCCCUCCGGCCCCAAGACGAAGGCGGCGGCGGCGGCGGCCUCCGCGUCGUUCCACCUUGGGGUGGCGGUGGCGCCGCUGCGCGCCGCGCUGGCGGCGCCGCGGAGCCGGCUCGCCCCCGUGGCCGUCGCCGUGUCGGAGGAGGUCGAGGCGGAGGAGUCGCAGGGCGGGGAGGAGUCGGAGGGGGAGUUCGCUGAGGACCUCAAGGUGUUCGUCGGGAACCUGCCGUUCAGUGUCGACAGCGCGCAGCUCGCUGGGCUCUUCGAGCAGGCCGGCUCCGUUGAGAUGGUCGAGGUUGUAUACGACAGACAGACUGGAAGAAGCCGUGGAUUUGGAUUUGUCACAAUGUCUUCGAGUGAAGAAGCCGGUGCAGCUGUCGAGCAAUUCAAUGGAUAUACAUUCCAAGGAAGGCCUCUGAGGGUAAACUCAGGGCCACCUCCGGCCCGGGAUGAAUUCUCGCCCAGACCACCUAGAGGUGGCGGGAACAACUUCGAUUCAUCCAACAAGGUCUAUGUAGGGAACCUUUCUUGGGGCGUCGACAACUCAACGCUCGAGAACUUGUUCAGUGAGCAAGGAAAUGUGCUUGAUGCCAAGGUCAUCUAUGACAGGGAGAGUGGCAGGUCAAGGGGUUUCGGUUUCGUUACCUAUGGCUCUGCUGAAGAAGUCACCAAUGCCAUAUCAAAUCUUGACGGCGUUGAUCUGGACGGCAGGCAGAUCCGAGUUACAGUUGCAGAAUCAAAGCCAAGGCGUCAAUUUUGAAAUUCUUUUGUUACAUUAAUUUAGAGGUUUAUUAUGAUGUGCUUUCCAGAUGUUAGUUUCUAGCUUCUACUAUUGUACACCCGUCUGGCCAAAACGAAAACUGAUGUGGUUAAUGAGAGACUGAGAAGAUCUGAAAGUGAAAAUGUACACGAGGGGAAGAUUUUCCCCAAUGAUGCAAUGCACAGAGCCUCUUGGAAAAAAGAACAUGUCCAUCGACUCUUACAA